Beta vulgaris subsp. vulgaris (sugar beet) is the source of this 321-nucleotide messenger RNA. The record is from the annotation of a RefSeq genome assembly. Lineage: Eukaryota; Viridiplantae; Streptophyta; Magnoliopsida; Caryophyllales; Amaranthaceae.
AUGAAUUCUAUGAAUCAAGAGUUUCGCUAUUUGGUCAACGAAGCUCCUUUCCUUCAUUGUACCGACACACAAGACGCCUUAUACAUGAUCUUGGUGCGGGAAUUGGAGGAAUUCUGCCCGGCAUGGAUCUAUGGUAAGCCAGCAACCAGAAGAUUUGAGCUGAACUACGAGCAUUUCUAUACUUAUUCAUUCAGCUUCUUUCUUCACUUCCUGUCGACUUUGCAGGAUCAAAAUUGGACAGAAAGCAGCCGACGAUUGAUCGUUUUUUGGCGGUCCAGAGGCCCAAUCACUUGGUUGGUUGAAAAAGAGCCGGGGAACUGA